Penicillium maclennaniae is the source of this 765-nucleotide messenger RNA. RefSeq names its product putative esterase/lipase. The record is from RefSeq and is a predicted model, not a curated record. Gene Ontology annotation, molecular function: hydrolase activity. NCBI's taxonomy places the organism in Eukaryota, Fungi, Ascomycota, Eurotiomycetes, Eurotiales, Aspergillaceae. The transcript is spliced from 3 exons. Bases 1 to 765 code for a protein of 254 amino acids.
AUGUCUUUGUUCACCUAUUUCUAUCACAAGAUUCUUGCGACGCUCUUGCGCGCCAUUGUGUGGCUGGCAGGAGAUCGUCCCCGUGCAUACCCGGACGAAGUGCGCCAUAUUCCUUCUCGUGACAGCGGAAGAUCCAUCAAGGUCCAUGUGUACCACGCAGCUAGCACCUCGGGUCCAUCGCCUGUACUCCUAAACUUUCACGGAAGUGGAUUUCUCCUGCGCAUGCAUGGCAGCGAUCACGAGUUUUGUCGACAGAUCAGCGAGCAGACCAAGUACACCGUCUUGGAUGAUGCCAUCAAAUAUGCUCUGGGUCGGCCCGACGAGUUCGACCUGUCUCGUCUAUCCCUUUCCGGAUUCAGCGCUGGUGGAAAUCUAGCCCUCGCCGCUUCAGCGACUCUCACCGAUGCAGCCACCAAGGUAGCACCAGAUCCCAAGGGCCGUGUCAUCCCUGUCCCCAUUGCGCGGCUCUUCAAUCGGUGCUACGUGCCGCCAACCUUCGACGCGCGGGACCCACGUAUCUCCCCGAGAUUCGCGUCUCUGGAUCGGUUCCCGCGCCGGAUGCUCAUGAUUACCUGCGAGGGAGAUUCACUGGCACCUGAAGGAGAGGAGCUAGCUGAAAAACUGCAGCACGAAGGUCAUUACGUAGUGAGCGAACGCAUGAAUGGCUGCAACCAUGCGUGGGACAAGCGCGCGAGGGCAGGAACCCCGCAACGCCAGGCUAAGGAACGAGCUUACAAGUUAGCAGUUGAAAUGCUGAACGAGUAA